Messenger RNA from Camelina sativa (false flax), 1065 nucleotides. The record is from RefSeq and is a predicted model, not a curated record. NCBI's taxonomy places the organism in Eukaryota, Viridiplantae, Streptophyta, Magnoliopsida, Brassicales, Brassicaceae.
AUGUGCAGAAUGUCAAGGUCUUCUGAUUUAGGUGAAUUAGUCCAAGAAGCGAAGUUGAUCAUUUGGGACGAAGCUCCUAUGAUGAGUAAAUACUGCUUUGAGACUUUGGAUAGAAGUUUGAAAGAUAUAAUGUGUGAUCCAGAAGAUAAACCUUUUGGUGGUAAGGUCAUUAUUUUUGGUGGUGAUUUCCGUCAGAUCCUUCCUGUUAUUGUUUGUGCUGGUCGAGAGCAAAUAGUUAACUCAUCGCUCAACUCUUCUUACCUUUGGAAUAAUUGUAAAGUUUUAAGGCUAACAAGAAAUAUGAGGUUGCUGCAAAACAUAACUCCGAAUCAAGCCACAGAGAUUGAAGAGUUCUCGAAAUGGAUUCUUGACGUUGGAGAAGGAAGACUUAAUGAGCCAAAUGAUGGAGUUGUUGAUAUUGACAUCCCAGAAGAAUUGCUGGUCACAGAAGUAAACUCUCCAAUUGAAUCUAUCAUUAAUGCAGUAUAUGGUGAGGAAAGAGUUUACUUAAGUUCAGAUAGUAUUGAUCCGCAAGAUACAAGGAAUAAAGACAAUCCUGCAUAUAGUCCUGAUUUCCUAAACUCAGUUAGGAUUUCCGGAGUACCAAACCAUGCUCUUCGUUUGAAAAUUGGUUGUCCAGUAAUGUUGCUACGCAAUAUUGAUCCUCAUGGAGGCUUAAUGAAUGGAACAAGACUACAGAUUACACAAAUGGCUGAUCAUGUUAUACAAGCAAGAAUAAUCACUGGUACGAGAGUUGGUAAAAUUGUUCUUUUACCAAGAAUGGUAUUAAUACCAUCAGAUACCCGUUUGCCUUUCAAAAUGAGACGUAGACAAUUUCCUAUAAACGUUGCUUUCGCAAUGACUAUCAACAAAAGUCAAGGUCAGUCUCUCUCAAAUGUUGGUUUAUACUUGCCUAGACUUGUUUUCUCUCAUGGCCAGCUAUAUGUAGCUAUGUCCCGUGUAAGCAGUAAAUCAGGAUUGAAAAUCCUCAUUACUGACCCAAAAGGAAAACCUCAAAAGAAAACAAGGAAUGUCGUCUUCAAAGAGGUUUUCCAAAACAUUUGA